CUGAUUUGCAGCAAAAGAAAUGAAACUUAAUUUUCUCUUUCCUUAUCCCGGCGGAGGCGGCGGCGAUGGCGGCCGAAGGCCCUAUGCAGGAUUUGGUGGAAGAAGCCACCUGCCCCAUUUGCCUGGACUUUUUCCAGGACCCUGUGCUCAUCCCGCGGUGCGGCCACAACUUCUGCCGGGUCUGCCUGACCCGCUGUUGGGGGUCGUCGGAAUCGGAGGCUUCCUGCCCCCAGUGCAGACAGACCUUCGUCCCCUGCAGCGUCCUCUCCAACAGGCAGCUGGAGCGGAUGGCUGAAAUAGCCGGGCGAUUCGGCGGCCAUCCGGGGGAGGAAGGUGGGAGCUUCUGCCCGAAGCACCGGGAGCCCCUCAAGCUCUUUUGUAAGGACCACGAGACCCUCAUCUGCGUGGUCUGCGACCGAUCCAAAGAGCACAGGGGCCACUCGGUGAUCCCUGCGGAGGCGGCUUUCCCGGAAUACCAGAGGAAGGUGGAGGAUUGCCUGAAGGCUCGGAAGGAGCAGAAAGAAAGAAUAGCUACAUACAAAAGAGACACAGAGGAAAAAGUGCAGGAGAUGCUUGAACUCAUCAAAAAAGAGAGAGAAAAUGUAGUGGCUGAAUUCAGAGAGCUACAACUCUGGUUAGAAGGACAGGAGAAGCUUCUAUUGACUAGAAUGGAAGAAACGGAGAAGGAUAUUAUGGCAAGAAAGGAGGAGGGUUUCGCCAAGCACAUGGAGGAACUCUGCUCUCUUGACCAUCUCAUCCAGGAGAUAGAAGAGAAGCUUCAGCAGCCAGCCAGCAAACUCUUACAGGAAAUGCUUUGUCUCUUUAUUUUUCAGGACAUUGGAGGCAUCUUGAAGAAGUACCAGGCUAAGGAAACAUGUGAGAAUCCACAGGAUUUACUUCUAGAGCCAAAGUGGACAAUCUGGGAUUACAGUGAUAUCACUGUGCUUCUGAAAGGUGUCAUGAAAAAAUUCAGAGAUACUCUGAAAAGUGGAUUUCAACUACACAAAGUGAAUGUAACUCUGGAUCCAGAAACAGCCAAUCAUGCCGGCUUUGAUGUCUCCGAAGAUCAAAAAAGUGUCAGAAGAAUUAGGCCAGAUGAAGGAAAAUAUAUUUUCUCAGAUUUUUAUGUCCUUGGCUGUCAGACGUUCUCAACAGGGAGACAUUUCUGGGAAGUAAUUGUAGGAGAUGAAACAGAAUGGGAUAUAGGGGUUAUUAAGAAGACACUGAACUUUACAAAUGUUGAUGAGCAGACCAGGCGGUGGAUGUUUGGAAAAUUCGUAUGGGGAUACUGGGCCUUCUCUAAAUUAGAAUACUUUGAUUGGUACUUGGAUGAGAAGCCCAAGAGGAUCCGCGUCUCUCUCAACUGCGAAGGGGGACAAGUGAGCUUCUUUGAUGCCAGCACAGGAACUCUGCUCCAUACAUUCUCAGAUGCUUCCUUGGUUGGGGAGACCCUUCGGCCCUGUUUCUGUUUGUACGAAGGUGCCUGCCUGAUGCUCCCCUAAAAGAAGGGAGAACCAUAAGCAAAACCUUGGAAAAAUCCCUAUUUGCCAAGUGGUGGUCUCUGAAAGCCUUUAAAACAGAGAUUCCUCAGCUUUUUGCUACUUCAGCUUCCUUUAUUCUUCUAUGCCGCCCUGAUCAGUCAAUUAGUCUAUAAAGGAAUAACCUGACCAUCAUUUCUAUUUCUCUGGAUAAAAAAAACACAAGGUGUCCUAGGAGAUUUGUAGGCGUUAGCAUCAUGUGUUCAGGUGUUUCAGCAUUAAAGGUACCUUAGAGCUAAGCCUGUUAAUCAUGAUUUUAUAUGUCUGUCACAGAUCUCCAUCCCAUUUAUGGAUCAUGUUUGUUUCUUUAACGUUAAUUUCAAUCAAUGAUUUUGUACGUUCCCAUAACUCAGGAUAUUCUGUAAUCUUUCCCUUUUUUUCUUCUCCCCUUUGACACAUAAUUAUCAUAAUCCAAUAAACCAUUUUAGGGCUUCAGCAAAUAUUAUACCUAAUAUAAGCUUUAAUAGCUUCACAGGAUUGUUGUUUUUAAAUAAAUCCUAGUAUUUUU
Molecule: messenger RNA, 2046 nt
Organism: Thamnophis elegans (Western terrestrial garter snake)
Lineage: Eukaryota; Metazoa; Chordata; Lepidosauria; Squamata; Natricidae
Product: E3 ubiquitin-protein ligase TRIM11-like
Exons: 7
Coding region: 66-1502 (478 amino acids)
Molecular function (GO): protein binding; zinc ion binding
Source: RefSeq, a predicted model, not a curated record